CAUUGAGAGACAAGAAACCGACGGAUAAUUGAUGAUAGAAUGAGAGAUUGAUAACACUCACAUAUACACACACAGACACAGAGGAGGCACAGUACGGAUGGUACACGCCAGGAACAAGACAAGAUACCCCGGGAGGGCGAGUGUUAGCCGAAGCCUUGGCAGUCUUAGGCAUGUUUACGGAGGCGGCCAGGAGGUUAGUGAUGACGUGGAUGAGGACGGCGAUGAUGGUGAUGAGGACGAGGAGGAAGAGAUGGAGAACGAUGAUGGGAAUAGGGCAUUCGACAGGGAUGGUGAUGACGAUGAUGAAGACGAGGACGAGGCGGAAGAGCUGGUGGUCGAUGAUGGGAAGAUGGAGGAGGGUCGAAGGGCAGUCAACAGGGUGAAUAGAGGGUCGGUUGGAGGAGGCGAUGGCAGGGCUGCUAGGGAGUGAAGGAGGCGACUAGAAACUCCACCGU
Chara braunii is the source of this 455-nucleotide messenger RNA. Lineage: Eukaryota; Viridiplantae; Streptophyta; Charophyceae; Charales; Characeae. The record is from the annotation of a GenBank genome assembly.